Molecule: messenger RNA, 2478 nt
Organism: Cherax quadricarinatus
Lineage: Eukaryota; Metazoa; Arthropoda; Malacostraca; Decapoda; Parastacidae
Product: equilibrative nucleoside transporter 3
Biological process (GO): nucleoside transmembrane transport
Cellular component (GO): plasma membrane
Molecular function (GO): nucleoside transmembrane transporter activity
Source: RefSeq, a predicted model, not a curated record
AACACAGUGGAGGUGACACCACACAGUCUGCGCUGCCUCGACAAUCAUACUUUUGCUCUUCUUAGAAAUGGCCGACGAUACCCCGGUAAAAGCACCGGUCAUAGUGAUCCUCGUAUUUUAUGCACUUGGCAUUUCGACGAUGCUACCAUGGAAUUUCUUCAUAACUGCAGAUAUGUAUUGGCAAUAUAAGUUGAGGAACGUGAGUCUGGGAGAGGAGUGGGAUGCCUCUGACGCUUCCCUCACUCCGCUGCAGAAGUCCUUCAUGCCAACUCUGGUCAUCGUCUCAAACGUCUUCAGUGUGGUGUUCUUCAUCAUCAACUCCGCUGUCGUCAAAAAAGUGCGCGAGGGAGUUCGCAUCCUGGGUUCACUGUCACUGCUGAUGCUGGCCAUGAUACUCAUCACUAUCUUCACCUCCGUCACCACCGACUCAUGGCAGACGACCUUCUUCGUCAUCACCAUGAUCAUCGUGGCUCUCCUUAACAUGUGCACGGCUGUCUUGCAGGGCUCCUUGUACGGUCUGGCUGGCUUGUUCCCGUCUUCCUGCGUCAGUAGUGUCAUAUCCGGCCAGGCCAUCGCUGGGGUGUUCUCCUCGCUGGCUCGCAUCAUCUCCCUCCUGGUGGGGGAGGAACCCGUCACCAGCGCCCUCAUCUUCUUCACCAUUGCCGAUGUUUUCCUCGUCUUCACCAUCGUUGGCUACAUCUUCCUCACUAAAGGGAUGUAUUACAUGAAGGUGAAGAAGGAAGUUGAGAAGAAACUGCUGGAGUCACCACAGGAAGCCAGGAGUGACUAUGCCACUUACGUCGCCGUCUUGAAGAAGGUGUGGCCAAUGGGAACAACUUUGGGUGGGUCUCUGAUUGUAACGUUGAUGAUCUACCCCUCAGUGCUGGUCUAUAUCACCUCAACUUCACCUGAGUCCCGCUGGACUCAAAUCUUCUUCCAGCCCACCAUCACCUUUCUACUCUUCAACCUGAGCGACUGGUGUGGCAGGGAAACACCACGCUGGCUAAAAUGGCCAAGUGAGCGUGGGUGGCAGCUUCACGUUGCUGCUCUCUGUCGUAUCAUCUUCCUGCCGUUGCUGAUGCUGUGUCACGGGACUAACAAGACCUUCCCGACCAUCUUCGCCAACGAUGCUUAUUACAUCCCUCUCCUGAUACUCUUUGCCUUCACCGGUGGCCACUUCGGCACGCUCACCCUCAUCUAUUACCCCUCACGUCUGGAGAGUGAGGAGAUGGAUGUCGGCGGCGCCAUCAUGGGUGCCCUGAUGGGCGUAGGUAUGGUGACCGGGUCUCUCCUUUCCCCGGCAAUGGUGGCCCUCUGGGGCCCCCAGUAGGCCAGCUUGGGGCCCUUCUGGCGAGUAUAAGGACUCAGGUGUUGGCUACAGCCAGAGCUGUUAUUGCCUGUUAAGUCUUGGCUCACUUCUUCCCUUUCUUCUUCCUUACUCCUGGCCUUUUCACUAAUUUCCAAAGCAUUUGAGUUUCUUAAGCGCUCUCUUCUCCUUCCUCUGAGUAAGUAUAGGUAUCUUAUUUUCUCAUUGUUUUUCUCUUCAUUAAUUUAACAAUGGUCUGGCUCUCAAGUGCUCUUUAUGUCUAGUAAUCAAUACAUUCUAAUAUCGCUUUCGUUUUCAUAUCUCUGUCGCUGACUUAUGUCGUGAUCAUUGGACCACAAAGUGCAGGGAGGCAGUGGAGAAGUUCGUGCCAAGAGGCAACAGAAACAACAGGAAAACCAAAGUGAGCCCAUAGUUCACCUAGAGGUGUGGAGAGGCCAAAGCCACAUGUACUAAAGUAUGGAGAAAGUAUAGAAGGCAAAGGACCCAGGAAAACAAGGAGUUAAGCCGCAGAACCAGAAAUGAGUAUGCAUGGAUAAGGAACACAGCGUCAUUAUGAGAAGUACAUAGCAUCAAAAGCCAAAUCUGACCAAAGCUGUCGUACAGCCACAUCAGGAGGAAAACAACGGUCAAGGGCCAGGUAAUCAGGCUGAAGAAGGAAGGAGAAGGGUGAAUGUGAGAAGCUCAGCUCACGAUUUAUGGCGACAGAGAGACUUCCAGCGAACCGAGGUGGCAGGGUGCACCAGCAAGUACUGGACAAACUACACACCACCGAGGAUGAGGUCAAGAAACUGAUAAGGGAACUAGAUGCCUCAAAGGCGGUGGGCCGAGCUAAUAUGAUGCACUGUGUGUGCCACUAACAACAAUCUUCAAUAAAUCUAUAGAAAUAGGGUAACUGCCUGAGGUGUGGAAAACAGCAAAUGUAUUCCCGAUUUUUAAGAAAGAUGAAAAACAGGCUGCACUAAAUUACAGGCCAGUGUCGCUGACAUGUAUACUAUGUAAAAUUAUGAAGAAGGUUAUCAGAAGAGCGGUGGAGCACCUAGAGAGGAACAAGCUCAUACAUGACAACCCUCACGGCUUCAGGAAAAGGAAAUCCGACAUUAUAAACUUAUUAGAGUUCUACAACAAGGUGACAGAAAUAAGACAGGGGAGAG